Messenger RNA from Penicillium angulare, 870 nucleotides. Its product is annotated as ubiquitin domain-containing protein. The record is from RefSeq and is a predicted model, not a curated record. Gene Ontology annotation, molecular function: protein binding. Lineage: Eukaryota; Fungi; Ascomycota; Eurotiomycetes; Eurotiales; Aspergillaceae. The transcript is spliced from 3 exons. The coding region runs from base 1 to 870 and encodes 289 amino acids.
AUGGGCUGCUGUGCCUCAAUCCAAUCGCGUGAUAACCACGACACCUCACAAGACUCUCCCUCUUCAAUACAAGAGCACAUCGCGCAACCCGACCAACAUGACUCUAACCCGCCACCCCGUCGCACGACCAACCUCCCAUUAGACCAGCACUACAAUACCCCCGUCCGCCCACACAUAUGGAGUAGCAAGCAUCGCAUCUGGACGCGCGUCGAUCUUGACCGUGAACGGACCGAGUUCUUCGAUACUCGCGUCACAGGACGCCCGGAGAUCUGGGCCGCACUCUCAACAGCCAUCUCCCUCAUUCAAGAAGGCGAAACCGCAACAGCGCAAAGCAUCAUCGAUGCAGCGGGCGUAACUGUUCCAACGGGCGAUCUAUGUGAGGGAUGCUACGAUGAACAAGGUGUACUGUAUCGGCUUCCGCAGUGCAUUGUGAGUGAUCCGAGCAAUAUGGUUGAGGAGUCACGGGCGCGGUCGAAGCAAGCCGUUGAUUCGGGACAAGAACAAGAAGACGGACUUUCGGAUGGAAAGCUGGCUGUGGAUGAUGCGUCGGGGGAUGAACUCAUACAGUCUGCUGCGGAUGUGGAGCGGCGGAGAGACGAGAAGGGGAAGACUCGUGAGCGGGAUUUAAUCCGCGUGGUAGCUAGGUUGAGUGAUGGUGGUCGGGACCUGGUGCUGUUGGUUGGUAAGAGUCAGAGCGUGGGUUUUCUGGCGAGAAAGGUGCAGGAGAAGGCUGAUGUUCCGAUGCACCACCAGGUUCGCAUUGCCUAUUUAGGUCAUAUGUUGAAGGAGAACAAGUCCUUGGUUGACCAGGGCUGGCAGACUGGUCAUGUUAUCAAUGCCCUCGUUGCUUUUCAGGCCUCAAGAUCAUGA